AAAUUAUAAUUCGAGGUCAGCUCAAUUUUCAAAGCUCCAAGAGGUGCACUUGCCCACCAUGUGUGUUGUCGCGCUGCCCUCUCCUCACUUGCAUGCUGGAACUUGAGGAUGUCUUUAGUAUUAUUAGUCGCUAGGGAGUAGUGCAGGUGCCAAGGUCCUCUGUGCUCUUUCAUUCUGGAUGGAUUGUUCGAAUUGCUUAGUGUAGUUGCGCGUACAUAACAGUGGGCUUCUUGAAAUGGCUCUCUAUAAGCACAGAAAAGAGGGCCUUGGAAGGGGAACGGAUAGCGAGCCGCUGUUUGGACCCUCCCCUUCUGAAACCGAUCUGUUCCAGAAGCAGUUUGAGGAUCUGCUUCUGCAGCAAGAGGACGCCGAAGGACAGAACACUCAAAGACCAUUUCUCAAUGAGCUGUUGGACAUCACAUCAACCAUACAAGAGGGCGUCAGUGCUAUCGCAGACGACUCUUUCACGCGGUGUUUCAAGGAGAAUCAUCCCGACCCAUGGAACUGGAAUAUCUACUUGUUCCCAGUAUGGUGCAUGGGCGUCCUGCUGCGAUACCUCAUUCUCUUCCCCUUAAGGUUGAUCCUCCUGGUCCUGGGCUGGGUUCUCUUCUUCCUCAUCUUUCUGCCCGUGCACUUCUUCAUCCCGGACAGCAAGUCGAAAAUGAGAAAGAAGUUUGAGAGGCUUCUCAUUGAGUACAUGUGCAGCGUGUUCGUUGCAUCUUGGACGGGCGUGAUCAAGUAUCACGGGCCAAGGCCAAGUAGGGGCGUAAACAAGGUUUGGGUUGCUAACCACACUUCGAUGAUCGACUUCCUCAUUCUGGAGCAAGUCACUCCCUUUGCCGUCAUCAUGCAACUGCAUGGAGGAUGGGUCGGUUUUGUCCAGACCCGCAUUCUGGACUGCCUGGGAUGCAUCUGGUUCAAUCGGACGGAGGCUAAGGACAGGGCGGCCGUUGCAAAGAAGCUGGAGAAGCACGUGCGCGACCCUGAGAGCAACCCGCUGCUGAUCUUCCCGGAGGGCACGUGCGUGAACAACCAGUACUGCGUCAUGUUCAAGAAGGGCGCGUUCGACCUGGGCGCCACGGUGUGCCCCAUCGCCAUCAAGUACAACAAGAUCUUCGUGGACGCCUUCUGGAACAGCAAGCGGCAGUCGUUCACAAUGCACCUGAUGCGCCUGAUGACGUCAUGGGCGGUGGUGUGCGACGUGUACUACCUGGAGCCGCAGGCGCGGCGCGAGGGCGAGUCGGUGAUCGAGUUCGCGGAGCGCGUGCAGAGCCUCAUCUGCGACCGCAUCAACAUCAAGCGCGUGCCGUGGGACGGCUACCUCAAGUACUACCGGCCCAGCCCCAAGCUGACGGAGAAGCGCCAGCAAAAGUUCGCGGAGAGCAUCCUCAAGCGCCUCGACGCGCCGCCAGGACGGGCCAGCAAGUCUGGGAUACCGAAGGUGCCCUCCGGCCGUUCGCUCGGCCUCCCUCCGAGGUCCCCGCCCCGGGACCGGCCCGCAAACGGGGCCACCCCGGACGACCCUCUGUCGAAAGCGUCGCUAGCGAAGUCCAACGCCGCAUUCGAGGUCGGCACAGGGCCCGACAAGGAUGCUGGCACGGGGACAGGUACAGCGCUAGACUACAAGUGAGAUGAGUUGAGCAGCAAGUCGCCAGCGGCCAAAGGGCUGAGCAGAAGGCAACAGGUCGUCCAUGCACACCAAUCGCAUUUUCGCAAGUAAUGAGGGACGAGCUUUCGCAUUGUUGAAACUGAGUACUUGCAUCAGGAGUACUCGAAAGGUCGCAGACAUACGGAUGUGUACAGUCGUCAGUUUUAUCCAACGCUUGACAGAAAUCUGCAUACCGCGCGUUUCAUACCGCCUGACACCCUCCCAACGGGAACGAUUGGCGGAAAAGGAUUGCGCGUUUAUUUGACUUUAGCAAGGUUCUGGUCUGAGGUGUAUUGACCACGGUUCCCUGUCAUUGUCAUAUAAUGGCAUGAGCGCACGUCAUGUAAGCAUUUUG
Molecule: messenger RNA, 2003 nt
Organism: Klebsormidium nitens
Lineage: Eukaryota; Viridiplantae; Streptophyta; Klebsormidiophyceae; Klebsormidiales; Klebsormidiaceae
Source: the annotation of a GenBank genome assembly